AGCAGCAACAGAAUGAGACAGAGAGAGAGAUAUAGAGCGGUAAAGAGUCGGAGGAGAGCGCUACUGAGGACUAAAGGACUAUCAGAGAAGAGAGAGAGAGACCAAGAACAAGGGAGAGGAGAAGAAUGCGGACCAAAGAGAACCUUAAGAAAAGAGCAAACCAGCAGUGCCCACAGAAUCCAUCCAACUCGUCAUCCACAGGCAAUUGGUCUCAGACUGAUGUUUUGGAAGUAGCCAAACUAGUAAGGAGGUCAUUAAUGGAAGGACAUUGAGAGCUUAUAGCCUUAUUGGAUAUUGAAUUCCUGUCUCAACCUUCCACAUACAAACUCUCUCACACUGCUGCACAAACACACACAUUCAUUUGGGUAAACAAAAGCUGGAAACAUUCCUGCUUUCUACUGGAUAUAAUCCUUCUGACGUUGGCUGAUGUCAUCGCUUGCCUCCAUCCCGUUCAGCUCCUCAGGGGGCUGAGCCAACCUGCAGAGGAGUAUGGGCAGGAGGGUGGCUGACCCAACCAAUCCAGUGCCUGCGCUGGGGGUUCCCCUGGCAGGGGGGCGAUGGGGCCCGCUGUGCAGCGUCGGGGUGCAGACAUCUCCCGGACUGCGGAUUCUCCCCUCCAUCAAACAACACGGCAGCCAGCCAAGCAACACACAUCGCCCACUCACCGUGGCAACAGGCAAAACGACGACAGCAGAGACAGGGGGAGUUAUCAGUAGUGACAGCAACAGUCUGCCAGUGUCCAAGGAGACAUCUCAGAACGAGAUCAACAGCCUGACACAGGACGACAUGGGAUCACAAGGGUCGGGCAGUGGAGUUUACUGCCAGAUCAAAAGUAUUCGGACAAACCCCAAGGACACAAAAGGUAAAAGGACAGCUCGGUAUACAAAUGGCAGUGUAGUAGCAUCUGAUGUGGUGGGAGGGGUUUGUACCGAGGCCACAGAAGGUAAGGAGCCGGCCCGUGAGAGGAGGAGGGUGCAGUCACUGCGCGGUGAAGGCCACCGCUCAGUGUUAAAGACGGGGAGCGUUUGUACAGCCGUGCACGCCACCCCACCUCGGCCCUGUCGAAUGAUGACGACUUCCCCGCCUCGCCUCUGUGGGACUUGUGGGAGGAGGCGAUCACAGAUUACACCGUGCACAGGCGCAUGUCGCAGGAGGGUUGUCAAUCAAAUAACAGCCAGCCAGACUUUACCUAAUCCGCCAAGGAAGCCGUCGGUGGCCCCCAGCCAGUCAAGAAAAGACUCUGCUCUGGACUCUCAGUCUUUCACCAAAAACACAGACACAGCAAACACCUCGUCGACAAAAACAUCUCAAAUACCGCAGCUGUCACACACUAUACCAAAAACACACAGCUCACAUUCCAACCACACAUCACACGGUCAGAACAAAACAAGAGAUUCAAAGCAGCAGACAAGGCCACAUUCUGCAGACUUUACUCAUUACAGGGACUCCGCCACACAAACAACAGACAUACACAACAGGACCACAGCUACCACACACACACAACAAGCACACACACCAUCUGCAGAGGUGACAGAACCGCAUUCAACUGACCAACACAAGCAUGACGAGGCCGAAAUCCAGCACGCCGAUGAACACACACACCAAUACACAGUAGUACAAAUCACUUCUAAGCCUCCAGCUUCUUCCCUUAACAGUGAAUCAAAACCCACCAACACCCCACCUCUCCCUCCGAAAAUCUCUCCUACAACCACUCGUUCCAAACCGAACACACCUGUAGCGCAAACCAAAAACACCCAGGAGACCACAAACACUCCCAAACGAAUCGACAAAUCUUCCGAGCGGAUCAAACUCAAGGACUACACAAAACAGAAGAGCAAAUCAUUUGACGACCACACACUGCCUUGUAAGACUCAUAUGAAAGCACAAUGUAAUGGGGCUCCGGGAGGAUUGCUGUUGGGUGGACACACAGGGAACGCUCCACGCGGGCUGGAGAGGCAGCUGCAGAGCGUGGAGGAGAACCUACUGUCCAAUCAGGAGAAGAUCAAGGUGCUUCUCAACGUCAUUCAAGACCUGGAGAAGAGCAAGGCCCUCAGCGAAGGUCGCAGCUCAUACAGAACUGGUCAGGACAUUAACAACUGCCCCACCUGCCAAAAGACAGCCUGCAUCAUCUACAGUGUGGAGCACGAUUUCAGACAGCAGGAGGGACGCUUCCAAGGAGUUAUGGAGGCCCUGGAGGGGGAGUAUGAUGUGCCUGCACCUACUCUGACCAAACCCAUGCCAGCACCUUCCUCCACCGGCCGCCCCGGCACCAAGGCCCGUGUCAAGAAACUCCGCAAGAAGUGUUUCUGGUGGCUCUAAGCUUUGGGAAAAUCACAACAGCCUUUUUGGGAAAGAGGUGCAUACAGGUGUGGACUGUGUUUCAGGAGACUCAAAAAGUAAAGCAUCUCUCUUGUGGUCAUGUGGCUGUGUAGCAUUUUUUUUCUCAGCAGCAUCUCUGUAAAUUACACUUUCUCCACAGCAAUCCAUCCUCAGCUCUGACAAAAUACACCAGGGAUCAGUUAGAAAAAGAGGGAAUGCACUACGGAAGGAAAGGAGAGCCAGAGGAGCUGUUGAGCUUUCCUGUCAGAUCUGUUUGAGCGGGAGUUUCACCAAAAGAUCAUCGCGAUCUUCUCUGUGCGGGAGCCAGACUUUAGCGGCUAAUUUGUGAUUAAAUUUUGACUAAGGGCGGGAUACUGCUUCCCAUGACACUUGUGUAACAACGAGAAGAAGUGUUUGACACUUUGGAUGUCAGACAGGCGUUCUGUUUGUAACUUGGCUGACUGGCUGUCUAGACAGAUGGAUAGAUAAUGUAUGAUCGGAUUUAUGCCAAGAUGGAUUCACGUCUACAGCUGAGAAUGAAUCUUCACAACAAUUUUGGCUAAAUUACAGCAAUAAGGAGGGGAACUGGAACUAUUCGGAAUACUGUGUCUUCGGAUGGCUUGACAGCCAAAAUUUCAAUGUGGCAACAACUGAAGCGCUAAGAGGAUAUGAGCAGAAAACAAGCUGAUGGGCUCUCUGGAAACAAAGAGACAGCACGCUGGAUGGAUAUCAGGGUUUAGAGAGCACACUGGAGAUUGUAUAAAGAAUAUAUUAAGAGACAAUGUGAUAGGCAGCUGAUCAAAGACUGACAGGCUGUGUCAGCUAAUUAAAAAUUCUGUCACCAUUGACUGACAGAGUGAUUGAUUCUCUCCUUUAUUACCAUCCAAAAUGGAAGUGUUUUGCUGUAAUCUCAAUCUUGUUUCAAGGAUUUUUACACCGACAUGUGCAUACAAAUACAUGCACAGAGGCACACACUUGCAGUCACUAAUUCACACAUAUGGUAAACUCACAGAAACACAAGCAAGUAUUCACAUACACACACACACACACACACACACACACACACACACACACACACACACACACACACACACACACACACACAUACAGUGCACAUUCAGUACAUAUGUGAACCAGUGCAAACUAGGGGUAGACCAGCUAUCAGUUCACUGCUAAUGAUUGGCGUGUAGUCAUGCUGUAUAAAUGUAUCGAUAUUUACAAAAUCAGAGCCAAUAAGGCACCAAUUGAAUCUGUUUGAAUUACAGUGAAACUAGAUGUUGAUGUCUGGAGUUUUUCCUAAUUCAACACACAGGAACGCUCCAUUGACAUGCUACAGUGUGAAGAGCCCAAAGCCAUCAUCUUUCAUGUAAUUAAGCACCAACCAUCUGUGACUUUUUGCACCGUCACAGUGAGGACAUACAGAAAGUUACCUAUAAACUAAAGAGAAAAACCAACAAGUUGUUUUGUUAUUCCCCAGUAACAAACAAUCCCUUGUUCACAUUAAAUAUACAAUAGGUCAUUUUUCCAUGGCUAUAUACUUGUUGUGUAGCAUUCAGGCCAUACCGCUACAGCUAGCUAUUUCAUUAAGCUACAACUGGGCAACAAAAAUCAAUAAGAAAACUGACACUGCGAGUCUACACAUCUUAUCAAAAUGUAUAAAAGAAAUCAGUAUACUUCAUCAGGUCAAGGUACGAUAUCCCAUUUAAAAUGCAAUUUAUAAUCAAUAACCAAUGUCCUUGCUAGAUUAUAACACAGUAAGUAUUGGAAAUGGCAUUUUAAAACAAACUACAUAUUGGCAGACAUGACAGAAAUUAGAAAAAAAAAGAAUCUGUAAAAUCCUGCAUGGGUCUUUCCCUGUUGCAAACACACAAGACACACAGACACACACCAGUGCUUAUGUCACAGCAGUUUAGAGUCUAACCACUAAUCUCACGAGGGCCUACUUCAGCUGCUUGUGGGGACAAGUUGUUACCAAUUAGUAUUCUGGAUGACACCACAGUGACUAAUCAAAAAAUCUAUAUCCAAAAACACCCUGUCUCUGCAUUUUUGUAAGCUGUCCCAUAACAGUGUGUGAGCUCCCACGAUGACCUUCUCUUCCUGAUCUUCCUCUUGUAUGUACAAUAAAAGUGUGUAUUUUAAACAGAAUGCACUGGUGUCAACAUAC
Seriola aureovittata is the source of this 4483-nucleotide messenger RNA. It is a transcript of the gene insyn2b, whose product is annotated as mucin-2. Lineage: Eukaryota; Metazoa; Chordata; Actinopteri; Carangiformes; Carangidae. Gene Ontology annotation, cellular component: postsynaptic density. The coding region runs from base 490 to 2319 and encodes 609 amino acids. Gene Ontology annotation, biological process: inhibitory postsynaptic potential. The transcript is spliced from 4 exons. The record is from RefSeq and is a predicted model, not a curated record.